Molecule: messenger RNA, 894 nt
Organism: Penicillium paradoxum
Lineage: Eukaryota; Fungi; Ascomycota; Eurotiomycetes; Eurotiales; Aspergillaceae
Product: MBL fold metallo-hydrolase
Exons: 2
Coding region: 1-894 (297 amino acids)
Biological process (GO): glutathione metabolic process; hydrogen sulfide metabolic process
Molecular function (GO): sulfur dioxygenase activity
Source: RefSeq, a predicted model, not a curated record
AUGCCAACUGAGCCAAUUAUUCACGAUGUUUUUGAACCGACAUCAGGAACAUGGCAGUAUGUCAUUGCUGAUCCGUCUACAUUAACAGCUGUCAUCAUUGACCCCGUCUUGAACUAUGAUCCCGCCACCCAGGACCUGGCCACUUGCGCAGCCGACUCCCUCUUGUCUCUUGUAAAGAAAAAGGGGUAUAAGAUUGACAAGAUUCUUGAAACUCAUGCUCAUGCAGAUCAUUUGACUGCAGCGUCAUAUCUUCAACACCGUCUUGCGCAUCAACAAGAUUACAAGCCACCCAUUUGCAUUGGCAGACGCAUUGAGCAAGUGCAAAGGUUGUUCGGCCAAAGAUACGGUGUGCCAGAAGAAGAAUAUGAAGGCAUUUUUGACAAGCUCUUCCACGACAAUGAAACUUUUGCUAUUGGGAACCUAAAAGCAACAGCCAUGCAUCUUCCGGGACAUACGCCAGAUCAUCUUGGCUAUAUGGUUGGAGAUAAUCUGUUUUGCGGGGAUUCUCUCUUCCAUGUGGAUAUUGGCACUGCACGCUGUGACUUUCCAGGUGGUGAUGCCAAAGAUCUCUUUCAAUCGGGCCGGAGGCUUUUAAGUCUCCCUGACCAUGUCAAGAUCUGGACAGGCCAUGAUUAUCCAUCCGGAGAACGCAAAACUCCAGUCCCUUGGAUGAGUGUCCAAGAUCAUAAGCGGUUGAACAAGCAUCUCAAUGACGGGGUCAGCGAAGAAGAGUUUGUCACUAUGCGGAAAGGGCGGGAUGCACAACUAGCCGCACCUAAACUGCUCCAUCAGUCGUUACAAGUCAACAUUCGAGCAGGGAGACUUCCUUCGCCCACAACGUCUGGCUAUCGAUUGCUUCAUCUCCCGCUGAAGCUCGCAGGGCAAGGGUGGUAA